Molecule: messenger RNA, 4782 nt
Organism: Venturia canescens
Lineage: Eukaryota; Metazoa; Arthropoda; Insecta; Hymenoptera; Ichneumonidae
Exons: 4
Coding region: 45-4496 (1483 amino acids)
Source: RefSeq, a predicted model, not a curated record
UAAAGAAGGAAGUGAGACGAAGCCGAGACUUCCAUGGUUUCAAGAUGCAGCUCCUCCUUUAUCCUGUGAGUCUGAUCCUGCUCGUGACCUUUUCCAUCGCGACGCCACCGCCCGGCUACGUAAAACCAGCGAACAACGAUAAGGAUCCACCGAGAUACGAAUACGGAUACGAGAUCGCGGAUGACGAUGGGAAAGAGAGCCAGGGAAAAAGUGAGACAAGAUCUGGGGAAAUGGCGAGCGGUCGAUACUACGUUAAUGGCGAGAAAUCCACGACGGACGUCAAGUACUAUGCUGACGAGUGGGGUUAUCAUCCCCUGGUGAAGUACCGAGCUAGCAACGAUCAUAGCGUUGCUACAACCCAUUUCGCUCUGGGCGAACACGUCGUAAAGUCACUUCUCAAUGGGAGCCAAGUCGGCGGGGAGGUGAAGCUGCUUCCGCUGAAAGUUCGUCAGGAACAACCUCAUCGACACCAGUUUCGUCGUCGUCGUCCUGUACAACUGGUGCAACCGUACACUUCAGAAUUGACCGAAGCUGCCAGCAGUAGGACUCCUGAAGAUGCUAUUUUCUCGAACCUGCCUGAUACUCACUCGAUCGACGAUACGUCCGAUGUCAAUUCACCGUCAAAUUACGACAGUCAACGAACCGGCUCAGCUGGAGAUUCGAAGCUCGAACUCGGGAUUUCCUCGACGCUAAGCUUCGAGCAAAAUUUUCAUAAUUACGUAACUCUACCAAAACCGAGUUUGGAAUCUGUCGAAGAGUCCAGACGAUCGACGGCUGACGUGAACGAUUAUGUCCGUCAAAGGACUCAUGCAGGCUCCAUAACCCGAACCACUGGUAUACCUGAUCAUCGAACUUUCACCCCGUCGAACAUUAACCUGGAUCCAUCCUCGACGGCGAAUCCCUGGUCGACCGAAAAGCUCCAUUCCCAGAACGAUAAUCUCCUACGUGCAAACGAGGAUAGCAACGAUUUGUUCUCGACUAUAUCCGAUGACGUUCUGCAAGUUGAAAAUGCUGGGAGCUUCGGUCGUCGAAUAAAACCAACCUUGACCCCGUUCAAUGCCGGAAAUCUCUCCAGGUCGAAGUCCCAUGGGAAAAUAGUCUCAAGUUCCCCCGGACCCUCUUACGAGGUCUCCGCGUCAAGGUCGACGCAGCGGUUUUCCGAAACGAGCGUCAAGCACGGAGCUUCUUCGUACGCAGCUCAUUCGACGAGCGCUACACCGCCGCACACAAACAGCGUAACUUAUUCAACGCUGAUUCCCAAUGACUCGGAGCUCUUUAUUCCCACGCCAAAACCGGAGUUGGGGGAUCUUCAUAAUUCCGUCGGAACAGAAGCUGCGCUGAGCGACUUCGAAAAGAUCGUGACCGAUGUCCGGCACGGUGACAAUGCCGCAUCGAGCUCAUAUUCGAGUGUAUUUUCCAAAAUCCAUCCUAACAGUGGAGAUCAAGGUACCGGACAGAGAGUCAAUUCUCUCCUAAUCAGUAAUUCGGAACUGUUGCGAUACGAAGGUGAAGAUAAAAACGCGAGUUCGCAGCGAGAGAUGGGUAGGUCAAGGAGACCGGGACUCUCGAAUAAUGGGAAACGAGUGGAUCAUCAGUUGUACGUGACUCUGAGACAAUCGUUAGAUUCGGAGAUAGGAGAGUUGUCACAUGUUCCUUCAGCGACACCCCCUACGUUGUCGACCUACAGUUCCAAGCCGAUCGUAGUAGCUGAAUUGCCGAAUUACAAAGCUGACAAGGGUAUCGAAUACAGCACGACAUUCCCGUGUCAUCAGGAGGAAAGCACCACGAUAAUGCCAAGUGUAUCGAGCACAUUUCCAUCAAGGUUUGCCGAAGAUUCGGUGGCUCUGUUCGUAACACCGGAGCAUCGGGAACAUCAAAGCGCUAUAACAACAUCAUCGGUGAUUUUGAAUCCUAUACAAGCCGGUGUAUCCUUGGUGAACGCUGAUCAAACCGAACUCAUAAGGGAGGGGAAGGAGGAAGGCGCAUCACCUGCCCCGGUAAACGAAAACGUCGAGGGAGAUAGUUCGGCGGAGCCAAUGAGAAAUGUUCCAUCUGGGAAUGGUAAUGAAUUAGGAAAGAUCGUGACAGAGGAGACAAGAUCAAAAUUUUACGGGAGCAUAAAUCCUGCGUAUGUCCAGUCGACAUUUCGUAAAUCGAUGGGAACGAGUGAGACUGGGAUAAAUUCAGCGAGCAAUGUGGCUCCGGUGGAUGGAAACACGGAGGAUCAGCAAAUUGAGAUUCAGAAGUCGGUGGAGAUAUAUCACAAUGCUCCCGUGCACGAAAUACAUUAUCCGCCUCAAGUGAUCACACAGGUAUCCGGCAUCAAUCACCUCCGUGAGCAAGAGGUGAAACAGCAUCGGGAGAGCAUUGCUGAACUGUUACAUCAACGAGAUGAGGUGAAGGAGGCCGGGGAGACGAGCAGCAGUUACGUCGAGUUACAGGACGUCGGGAAUGCCAAACAGUUUCAUAGCCCUGUCCAAGUAUAUAACGGUGAAGAGAAGGCGAGCCAUGAAUCUCGCGGUACUCAGUUAUCGUCCGAGAACAUUCGAGAUUCGUCGCUCAUCGGGGCAUCGGUUUAUCACGGUAAUCACGUUAGGCAAGACAAUGAAUUGCUCGAUUAUCCGAUCGAGCAGAAUAAUGGACUGCCAACAUUGCUACCAGGAGGCGAGGAUGCUCCUAAGAUAAUCAAAUUGAUAAGGGAUAGCAUACCGGAAGUCAAGUAUACACCGGCUAAAACACCGCGUAUAAAUGUAAAAGUAUAUCCGGCCGUGCCGGAGGCCAUUGAAAAUGGACGGACUCAUGAUUGGCAGCAAGAGGUCGUUCCUGCCCAGGAACAACGAGACCAUCCAAAGGCCAAUACCGCGGAGCAAGCCAAGAGGCCGCAAUCUCAGCUGCAACAAAUAUUGAGCGAAAACGAGAAUGUGCAGCAUUACUUCAGUGGCAACGAGUGGAGUAAUUAUCAGUCUCAGCAUGAUCGACAAGUACAACAGCAGCAACAACAUCAACGGAAACAACAGGCCGGAGAACACCGAGAUUUUCACGGAAAUUACCAGGUUCAAGAGACCAUUGACGAGCCUAAGCAACCUCUUGAACAACAAUCGACUGUCCAGCCUUGGCUUCAAUUUCACGAGGCGUCGGGGUUGAAAAAUAUUCAUGGCAAUACUGGCAACGUCGGUGCAGAUGGUUCAACAACGUUUCACAGCCUGCAGCAGCUCCACUCAAGUGGACCGACGCAGGAAAGAAUCGUAGAAAAGACGAUUCACGUGCCGCAACCGUAUCCCGUGGAGGUGCCCCGGAUUAUCGAGAAAAAGGUUCCCUACCCGGUGGAAAAAAUUGUCGAGAAAAAAGUUCCUUAUCCGGUUGAAAAGAUAAUUGAAAAGAAGGUACCAGUCCCGCAUCCUUAUCCCGUCCACAUUCAAGUACCGGUCGAUAGGGUUGUCGAAAAACAAGUGCAAAUUCUUCAACCUUAUCCAGUUCAUAUUGAGAAAAUAAUAGAGAAGAAGGUACCGUACCCAGUUCAGAAGCUCGUGCCACAGCCCUAUCCCGUUCACAUUCUUCAGCCUUACCCGGUAGAAAAAAUAAUCGAGAAACCAGUUCACAUUCCUGUGACAGUUGAAAAAAUCGUUGAAAAAAAAGUGCACAUUCCGCAACCUUAUCCCGUACAGGUACCAAUAAAAGUGCCUUAUCCGGUUGAAAUUACGAAAUAUGUUGAAAAUACGGUUCAAGUGCCUUAUGGUGUCCGUUACGGUGUCAGCUAUCAACAGAUUAUGAAGCCACAGUCGUACAAAGGUUUGUACGGGGGUCAGAGUACCGUGUCAGUUCCUUUGUACGGUGUAUCCUUAGUGAGUAAUCACAAUCGUGAUCGUGAGCGUCCCAACGUCACCCAAGAUUUCCAAGGCUACAAUUACAAUAAGCCAGCAAUACCGUUCAUCAGUGGAUUAGUAGAUCCAACGAACAUUGAUCUGCAGCGAAGCAACGGUAACGCUUGGGAAAAAUAUGCUUACGAAAAAUCGUCAGCAGGACAGGAGCAUCAUCAAACUUUUGGCAAGAAAUCUUAUCUCGGUCACCCCUCGAAGGUUCCGUCCUUGACUUAUCCGUUUAGAAAUUAUUCAGGAACUAAUCGAAGGCAAAUCUCCCAUCGACACAACAAUGCACCUGGUCCUGAGCAACCCAUCAGCAAAGACGAGUACGUCGGACCUGUUCCUCUGUUGAAAUAUAACUCGCACCAUCAAAUCGUAAGAUCGCGAAGUUCCACCGAUCAACAACAGCAGCAUCAGUCAUCGUUCAAGCCGCAGCAUUCAACUGCCGUCACCCGUGCCUCGUCAUCGGCAGCUUUAUCCGAUUCACCGAGACGAACGAGGCAGCAGGAUAGUUCUUUUCAUCUGCAAACGGGCCCAGGUGCUUUCAGACAGUCCAAGAUCGAGUAUGGAUUCAAACCCCCGAUGGUGCCUUCCGUCCAGUAUGACGAGAAGACGGCGACUAAAGUGGAAAAGUGACAUUGAAGAAAAAAUAGGCCUAAGAGCCCUCAUUUGUAUAUUGCUUCACUCCCUCCCAUCGCUCUCCAGCUUGGUCGUCGUUAUAAUGAAAUUUAUUUAAAUGUUUAAUCCCUAAGUUAUUUAUAACACGAGCAGGUAGGAUAAACGAAAGUGCUUUUGUCGGAUCUUUGGAUCAGUUCGAUGUUAAGGUCCGAUUUUUCGCAAGUAUUGUGUUCACCUCAUCGUUAAUCAUGCUCGUUCGAUCAUCUUUUUUGUACAUUUUUCUGUAUCAUAAAUAGUUAACAAG